This is a messenger RNA of Stegodyphus dumicola, 5065 nucleotides long. RefSeq lists its product as uncharacterized. NCBI's taxonomy places the organism in Eukaryota, Metazoa, Arthropoda, Arachnida, Araneae, Eresidae. The record is from RefSeq and is a predicted model, not a curated record. Gene Ontology annotation, cellular component: alpha DNA polymerase:primase complex. Gene Ontology annotation, biological process: DNA replication, synthesis of primer; DNA replication initiation.
AUGGCGCUUUACAUCAAACCGCCGAUCGGAAACGUCUCUUUCCAUAAAUUAUGUGAAUUUGUUAAAAAGCGAUUUCUGUUCUUGCAGUUUAUUAGAGGUAGAACAUAUGACGAAAUAAGGAUUGGUAUCGAAUGUGAAAAUUUGACUGAAUCAUCAGAAUGUCUUAUUGAAGGAACUGCAAAAGAUAAAAUUUCACAUUUCUUACUUCGGUUCCUAUGCGCAUCUGAUUUCGAGAUGCAAACAUUUUUCAUACAAAGUGAAACAGAAUUUUUUGCAUAUCGUUUACAGUUUUAUGAUCUGUGUAAAAUAAAGCAAAUCCUCUGCAAUGCUUCUAAGCAAAGUAGAUAUAUUCUUCAGAAUAGCCAGCAUAUUAUAACUGCUUAUAAGUCUGUGUUAAAGUCUUUAAUUGUUGUUACAGAAAGUCUUAAUUUUGCUCUUGAAAACAAAUAUGGACAUUUCAAAGUGCCAUUUACAUCAGCCUUAAAAUUUGUGAGAGAACGUUCUUAUCCUCUUAAUUUGGGUUAUAUUUCUGUGCCCCUAAAAGGAAUAAAAGUUCUUCUUGCCUCAUUGUUUGAAGAAAUUUUAAUGCAAGGUGUUAAUCAAAUGAGAAGUUCUCUUUGCAUGCAGGAAUUGAAAGAUCCACGACUAAAUUACUUGCAACAACAGAUUAAGGCAUGGUUUUACUCCUGUAUUAAUAUUCCAACCUUAGUUCUAUUAAAUAAACAUGUAAUUCUAGAGGAAUGCCUAAAUACUGAAAGCAAGAAUUUUCCUUUAUGUAUGGAAAAUUUGCACGUUAUAUUGCGGAAGUUCCAUAGAUUGAAACAUUUUUGUAGGAUUCAAUAUACCCUUUUCUUGAAAGAAAUUGGUAUGCCAUGUCAUGAAGUAGUGACUUUGUUUAUGAAAGAAUAUUCUCUGCCUAGUGAUAAUUGUGAGGGUAAAGGCAGCAUAUGCAGUCACUCCUGGAGAGAUAGCAAAACUCGAUACAUAUAUAGUAUAGAACAUCUUUAUGGAAAGAGGGGAUCUGGAAAAAAUUAUAAAGCUCAUAGUUGCAAUGCACUUCAGUCUCACCAAAGUAUUUGUGUUAAUGAAGGUGGAUGUCCUUUUAAAACAUUUGAUUCUAAAUAUCUUGAAAAUGUUUUAAAGGCUAUUAAUUUUGAGGUUGAAGAUAUUGAAGAUAUAAAGUCAUUAACAAAGAAAAAGAAGUUCAAAGAAGCUUGUUGUAUAUCACUUUUAAAAAAGAUGAGCAUGUCUGUGCAUGAACUCAUAACUAUCGGAAAUACUACAGAAGGUAAUGCUUUGGUCAAAGAUGCGAUGGAAAGUAGUCUUGAUAUUUCAAAGUGGUUUGAAAGUAUUUCUCUGCAAAAUUUAUCAAGUGAUUCUUAUUCUGUUAAUAAAAAUUUUAUACAGGAACCUGAGUUCCUAACCAAAUUAUCAUCUGUAUUAAUGAGCCCAUCUGAUUUCUAUUUUAUUUUGUCCAGUUUUAAAACAAAGAAAGAGAAAUCUGUUUUCUAAAUUAUUUUUCCAUAUUAUCAUUGAUCUGAACUUUUUGACAGGAAAACUCUUGUAUCUUUCCCAAAAUGCUAAAUCCAUGAAUUAUGUCUCAUUACAAAAUGUUAUUUUCAUCAUAUGUUUGAUGUGUAAUGUAGCUACUGUUGACUUAUUUCCUUGUGUUUAGUGAAUUUAAAGAAAGCAUUUGUUUUUCUUUAUACUAUUUUUUAAGUAUGUUCUUUAGCUUUUGCAAGUAAAAUAUGAAGCAACAUUCUGGUGAAAAAUCCACUAAAUUUGCAGUUUGAUUAUUUUCCGUUUUCAACACUGCUUUAGUUCUUAACGUAUUGAACAGAUGAGGUGAUAAAUCAUAUUUCUGUUCACUACUGUGAUUAACCCUCUGAGCGGCACAAGAUUUUGGAUCCAUCAUGAAGACUUGUAUUUAAACAGCAUUUAUUAAUUGAGUUUUUAUAAUUACUUAUUUUAGUCUGUAUUUUCGUAAACUUACAUUCAUUAAAAUGAUAUUUACAUUAUUAAAGAAAGUAAGAAAGCAAAAUAUAUUUAAUAAGCUAAUAUAUGCCAAGUAGCAAAACUUCUGAUGACCAUAUAAAGCCAGUCAUAAUGCUCAGAGGGUUAAAAAAAAACAGAGAUUGUAUUUUGCUUGAAAGUUUGUUUGGAAAGCUAAAUUAACUUCUUCAAAUUUCUUACUUGCAGUGCUUUUUAAGAAGCAUCUUUGAAUUAUGACAAAAAAUAUGUGAACAACUCUGUAAUACUUUUGGUCCAACAGUGGCCGUGCGGUAAAGUCACUGAACAUUAGUUUUGUCCAGGGCUCAUAACUUGAUGAAUGGGCUGGCAGCAUGAACAUUUUUGUGGUUUUCCCCAUGUGUAAUGUGUAUACAAGCCAGUUUCUCUUAGAAAGUCCUCCAUGAAGGCAUCCCUGUUCCUAGGUAGUACUCGAAUGCUUUGCCAUAACUAAAUAAACAUUAAGCCAAAAUAUAAUACAUCCAUCUUGUAUGAAAUAAAAUUCAUUCUACUUUCAGAAUGAUGAAUGACUGGCUGCCCUUUUGAUAAAUGAAUGUAAUUUUGAAAUUUAGGUUUAUAAAAAUAGUAGUGAUACAUUUUCUAAGCACUGAAUUGCAAUGUAGAAUGGAGACAAAAUAUACAGAUCAUUGUUUCUCUUAAUUAACCUAGAAGUGAUAUCAUAACACUGGUUUGUAUAGAUUACCUUUCUUACUUCUGUAAUCAUGACUGUUAUGAGAUUAAAUUUAUGAAUAAGCUUGAAACAGAUAUUUGGAGAUAAGAAUAAAAUAUACAAUCCUGUCUUCAAAAAGCUCAUGGAAAAUGUAGGGAAAUUCUGUUUGAAAUGUUACCAAUUGUUACAUAGGAACCUUCAAAUAGUAUAUCACAAUACAUACACUUGCUCCAUUGCUUCUGACAUUCCUGGAAUUAUUGGAAGAAUGCCAUUUUUAAUGUAUACCAUAGAUUGACCAUCACAUCAAUUGAAUUUCUGAAAAUACUGAUGCUGUGGAACCAUGUUGAUAAGUGAGAACAGCAAGAUAAGAGAAUGAGAAAUGUAGAUGGUUGUGGCGUGAAAGGAAUCUGUUUUUUUAUCAAAAAACCCAGAUAGCUUUGCUCAAAGGGUGACAUGACACUGAGCAAUUGAUAGCUACUUUAACUUUGGGCUAGAACACUAACUAUUUGGUGUAGAACACUAAAUAUUUGAUCUUGAUGGUGUAACUUCAUGCGUUUCUUCUGUACUUAGUAUGUUAAUGGUUUCUAACAGAAAACUUAAAGCAUUGCAAGUUUCACACCAAUUAUUUUCUUUAAAGUAUUUUGAAGGCAGCAUUAUCAAGAAAUUUAUAUUUAAAAUUUUCCCAAAUUAUCAGCAAAAAGGGGGGUUGAUUGUGUGUAUGUUGUCUGGAAUCAAAUAGACUGGGACUGUGAUAUAAAAAAAUCGGUGAUUUUCUUGUGCUGAUAGUUACUAGCAGGCACUAGUGGCUUACUAAGACUAAAUAUUCCUCAUAUAUAAUGUUAACUUUAUCUUCAACAAAGUGCACUGAAAUUCAACUAUCCAUUAAUGCGAGUCAAAAGUUCAAAAUGCAAUCACUUUUGUUAAUUAUAUCAGAUUCUGUAAAUUAAAACAAAUACUGAAAUAAAAAAUGCCAAACAAAUUCACUUCUUAUAAUGUAUUGAUGAUACCAAAGAGCAUGUAACUUGUUAUGAAAAUGCAAAAAUAAUAAAUAAUAAUAAGUAGAACCUCAUUCUGGUUGGAUUCAUUUUAUUCGGGGUAGAAUCACUAAUACACUAAAAUCAUAGUUAUUUUAACUGCUUUAGAUUGCUCUUUGUGCUUCGUAUUAUAUUGGUGCUCAUAGGUGUUAUGCUUAUUACAUAACAUGCAUGUUUCCAAAGAAUGUUAUCUAUGAUAUAAUAUAUGAUCUUAUUUCAAGUAGUGGGUCACUGAUCUUAAAUAAGCAUUUAUAGUUAGAUUAAUUUCUUGGCAGCCAAAUAGGUAGAAUUUGGGGGGGGGUAUUCUUUGUGAUUUAUCUAACUUUGUAACUGCAAAACCUAAAAAGCUAAGUAAAGAUAGUCAUUGUGAGUCUUAUAAAAAAUAUUUUGCUUUAAGAAAUCUUAUUUAGUAAAUAAAGGCAUGUGUUGUUAAGCUGCAUAUUUUAUUACAGUAAAGAAAUUUUCUGUGGUCAUACUACACUCUGACUUGAAUACUGGAUAAGUCUUAUGCUUAACAUGUAAACAGUUAUACAGUACUGAAAUUCUUUUUGCGAUCAGUAAUUUAUGUAUUUUAUAAACCAUUUGUUUAUGCUAAAGACAAUUGUUUUAUUUAUGUUCUUGCAAAAGUAAUGCAUAUGUGCAUCUGAGAACUUCCGAGUAUUUAACUGGGACUUAAUUGCCGACCAAGAAUUUUGAAGUCUUUUUAUACUUUGAGUUUGAUGUAUAUGUGUAUUUUUAUAUAUAUCUUAUUUGUUCUAGCUAAUAUUAAAAUUGUAAAUACUUUUCAAUGAGCUUUGAAAAUUCUUAUGACAAAAUUUUAUUGCUGUUUCUUUUUUUUUUUUUUUUUUUUUUUUUUUUUGUAUUUUAUUACUAUAUUGAUAAUUAUUUUAAUCACUUUGCACUUGUUCUCACUUCAUUUAAAUUCUAAAAAUAAAUGAAAAUCCUGUCUGUGAUCUUCACCAUGUGUAACAUGAUUACAAUCUUUUAGAAAGUGUUUUAUGAGGGCAUUUUUGUCCUUACAGAUAGCCAUUGCAUGCUGUGCCUUAAUUUAAAUGAACCAAUGCUGUUUUGAUGUUUUUCAACCUUCAGUUUUUAAAAGAUUUUUAAAAGGAUGAAAGAGCAUUUAUGCUCUAAAAUAUUACUGUAUCUGCCUUUGUGUUCAUACUAUUUGGUAAUAAAUAGGUUUUAAAAUUUAUUUGAAAAAAUAUAAGAGAGAGUUAGUGGAAGAUAUUUUUAUUGAACUUAACAAAAAUUUUGAUCAGACUUACAUUUUGUAAGAAAAGUUGAAAUAUUAUGCUGGUCAUGUAUAUGAACGAAAAAAUAUAUUUAUUAAACUGACUUUCCUUUAAUACAA